This is a messenger RNA of Populus nigra (black poplar), 1878 nucleotides long. Its product is annotated as QWRF motif-containing protein 7. Gene Ontology annotation, cellular component: cytoplasm; centrosome; nuclear microtubule. The transcript has 5 exons. Bases 43 to 1203 code for a protein of 386 amino acids. Gene Ontology annotation, molecular function: microtubule binding. Gene Ontology annotation, biological process: centrosome cycle; spindle assembly. The record is from RefSeq and is a predicted model, not a curated record. Lineage: Eukaryota; Viridiplantae; Streptophyta; Magnoliopsida; Malpighiales; Salicaceae.
UCAGUUUUUUUUAAAAAAAAAAAACUUGUCAGGAACAAUAAAAUGGAAUACCCUCUCACGCGUAGACGGCAGCCACCAGCGCCAUUGUCACCAUCACCGUGCCUAAGUCGAAGUAGAAGUGAAGCCGAAAACAAUUCAAGCUCGCUAACCACGAACCGAAGUUUGGUUAAUUACCGAUCAAAAUCAACUACAAGAUCAAGAAAUGAAAAUGUAAACCCUUCAUGUAAUUAUACUACUGGCACUUCUUUAACUAACAUGCACAAGAAACCUAGCAGUCAACAUAAGGAGAGCGGAGGCAAAGAUGGAUUUGUUAAGUUCUUGCACCGAGGCAGUACUAGUCCACGUAACAGCUCUGCUGCAAUUAAGAGGACGAAGUCUUCAGCAGGGUCUUCACAGUCAGCAUGGGCAUUAUCACCUGGACGAUCUCCUGUGUUUCCGACACCAGAGUCAUCACCAGUUAUUGGUGGAGAUAAGAGAGGGAAGGUUAAAGGUAACGGUGGUGGUGGUGGUGGUGGUGGUGGUGCUAUGAAUAGUGUUUUGAGGUACUUCAAGCAAAGGAAGGUGAAUCCAAUCCAAGAAGAGGAGUACCAUAGGUAUAGGGUUUUGUACAAUAGGUUGUUGCAGUGGAGGUUUGUUAAUGCAAGGGCUGAUGCUGCUAUGUCCUAUGUGAAGACAGUUGCUGAGGAUAAAUUAUUUCAUGUUUGGCUUAGAAUCGUCAACACGAGAAAUAUCAUACUAGAAAAGCGAAUUCAAAUCCGAAAGCUGAAGCACGAGGUCAAAUUGUGUCAAAUUAUCAACCCACAAAUGAAACUGCUUAAUGAAUGGGCAAAAUUAGAGGGUAAAAACUUUGAAGCAGUGGGCAGAGUGACAAGGAAACUAUCAGCAUUGUCAGUCAAACUCCCUCUUGAAGAAGAUGCUAAGGGAGAUGUGGAAUCAGUCUACAUAGCUAUUAGCAAUGCUGCGCAGGUCAUGGAUAGCAUAGAAGGGACCAUAAAUAAAUUCCUCUCCCAGGUCGAGAAAGUCCUUUAUCUGAUUACAGAGCUUUCGAGCACACUGCAAAAUCAAGAUGAAAGCUUGGAGGAAAUGGAGAAAACAAUAACCGUAGUUGCUAAACUAGUGGCAUGGGAGAAAAGUGUGAGAGUACAUCUCUUGCAAAUAGGCCAGGAUUCAGAGGAAGAGGAAGCUAUCUCAAGACAAGAUUAAUGACAAAAGGACAGAGCUACGUUGAUAUCUCUCUGUUUAGAACAAGAGAUCAGUCCCAUUCUUUUUCCACUAUUUGUACGUGGGCUGUGGAAAUAGGGGAAACAACAUUAAUGAUGAGGCACCUGACUCGGGCGCCAUAGGAAAGAAAAGUUACAAGAGAUUUUGUAUUUAUUUCUUAUAAUUAUAAUUAUCAACAUUAUGAGAGAUGAUUGUGGACUUGUGAAUGAAUCAUGAGAAGCACAGGCCCCUAUAGUGCAGGCUCAAGCAUAGUGUAUGAAGCUGAUGGGCCUUGAGGGUUUAAGACCAACCUUCGAUCUUCGAAUGGAGUCUGAGGAUAAAUGCAAAUGAACCUCAACAGAUGGUGCCUCGGUGCCUCAGCAGAUGCAAGGGUUCAAGGGACUGCGUAACCUUCUGCAGAUUAUAUAGAUUAUCAGCAUUCCAGCAUAAUAGUGGACCCUUGGAAAGUUAAACCAUUUUGCUGUGAAGGUUUUGAAAUAUUCUACCCCUCACUAUUGCAUAAGAAUCUCAUAAUAACUUGAGAAGGUACUGUUCUUGAUCGACCCCCUGCUUGUUUUUGCGGUCGUUUUCUUCUUUUUCCAGUUAUGAAGAUGUUACAGAAAGCAAGAAAGUACUUAUGGCAUUCACAUGAAUAAACUGUUAGAUUUAAAUUGACAA